UAGUCUGUCGAUCUUUCCUGUGAAAAGAAAAGACAGGGAAUUGUGAAGGAGGUGCCACAAGAUCCACAAAUUACAGCACUUCAAACAGGCUGGCAGAUUAGCGAGGACGGCCCAGAUUAAACGGAACGUCGCGGGGGACACAAACAAAGGCGACAAUCCGGUCCGUCGGCGCAUGGGUAAUAAGUGCCGGGGCCAUGGCGGAUACCAAGCGCGCCGUGGUACGGGAGUUUUACCGGCGUUUCUGACCGAAAGAAAACGAGAUGUAGCCACUUCUGCGAACUUUCCAAACGAAACCAGACAGCGGAGAUAUCCGAGUGCCCGUUGGAUUUGCGUUUUGCUGGAAUACCGUCCCCAGAAGAUGACCCGGAGGACCUUUGUGUGAAAAACGUCGUCUGCAGGAUAGUCUCCCAGCCGAUGCUGACCUCCAGGGCUCCACCCCUCCCUGCCUCACCAGGAUGGACUCUCCCACCAGCCAGCCGCCCAGUAAGCGCCCGCGGGUCGGGACAGACACCGACUCCUCCGAGACGGCCUCCUCGGGGAAGCGCGCGUCCCUCCCCACCAAGAGGAAAAAGAACACGGCGAACGUGAGGUGGAAGAACUACCGGCGGACGGACGAGGUGGAGGGGAAGAGGAAGUACCAGCGCUACCCCAAACCGCCCUACUCCUAUCUGGCUCUGGUCGUCAUGGCCAUACAGAACGCACCGGAGAAGAAACUGCCACUGAAGGAGAUCCACGAGGCACUUAAGAAAAUGUACCCGUUCUUCCGCGGUGACUACACUGGCUGGAAGGACUCCGUGCGACACAACCUGUCCACCUACAAGUGUUUCUACAAGGUGCCGAAGGAUCCCAGCCGCCCGUUCGCCAAGGGGAACUACUGGGCCGUGCACGACGACAAGGUUCCGAAGGACGCCCUGAAGAAACAGGACAGUUCCAGCGAGCGAGAUGGCGAGGCCGACUACGAGACUCCCGGGUCUGUGUGCACGACUAGUUCGGAAGACUCUGGAAACCUCGCGGGCAGUGAGAGCCCCGCGUCCGAGGUGUCCUCCCUGCAAAGUCCCUUCGCCAUAGACUCUAUCCUACACGCGGCGGGACCGAGCGAGACUGCCACGAGCGGAGGGGCGAGGCCGAGAAUCUCGCCGAAGAAAUUCCAGGACACUGCGGUGCAAUGUGGAGGUGACGACGACUCGUCAGAUUCUGAUUCCGACUUGGAUGUGGACGAUUUCGUGGGAACGGCGAUCAGGACUUCGACGCCGUCGGGGACCGUACCGACGCAGACCGCCGCCGAGAGGCUAUCCUCCAGUACCUGUCCCCCGCGGCACCCGGUCGUACCGUUCUCACAGUACAGGCGGUCUCCCUGUUUCUUCCCGCCGUACAACACCGCUACAAGCUCCAGUUCGAGCUCGCUGUCCUCCAGUGAGUACGAGUGUCACCAGCCCAACGCGCCUGCCUUUCCCUCCAGAAGGUACGGCGACAGAGACUUCCUGGCUACCGGCGCCAGGGCCUACCCGAACUUCCACAGUCUCCUGCCCGCCAGUAACGACAGAAUCCCCGCUCCCAACGCCAACAUCUUCCCCGAGAACAGAUUCUCCGGCGCCACCCCCGUGCGGAGUGCCAGUCCCUUCCCGCAGGACAGAUACCCCUCCCCGAACAGAACACUUAGCGGGUCCGAGGACAGACCGUCGCCGGCUAGUCGGGACUACCAGAGACUGCCCCACCAGGCGUACCCCGCUAACCCGCCCUUGCCGAGGUACGACGUGGUGGACCCCGAGCCGUUCUACCGUCCGACCGGCCAGCAGAUGUUCAACUACGACAAACUCUUGUCCGUGGUUCCGCCCAACAAGAGUGUUCUGGACUUGAUGUGUUACAACCAGCCCAUCCCCUUCUCCAACCUGAGACCGAACUACCCCUCGUACUUCCCGCCGCCGCCUCCCCCACCCCCGAACUUCAGAUACUGAUUUUAAGUGUCCUUACAUUGUAAUAUGCAAACGUUCUGUUGUAAUUGUAUCGAAAGAGUUACACAAGUUGCAGUUUCACUGAAAACCUGUAAAGAGACUCUCCAAUGCAUAUGUUUCUUUAAGGAACUUGUAUUUGCCCAAAUGAUUGUCAUGUCAUCGUUACGGAUUCCCGAUGUAGUAUAUAUAUUUUUCGCCUCUUCGUUUACACUUUGCACAUUGUUUGUUUACCUUUGCACUUUUGAUUUUCCAGUUAUUUUUACAGUACAAGUCAACCAUAAGUAUAAUGGUCUAUGAGUUCAUAUGAAACGCACACAAAGUUGCUGCUACUGUUCGUUAUGUAUAGUAGACAAUCCUUUUGUAAAUAUGUGCCUCUAGUGCCUCUACUGAAAAUAAGAUAGAAACUGUACAGCGACAUUUUCUAUAUUUAUCCAAGUUUUAAGGUGGCGACACUUGUCGAAUAAAAGUUUGUUUUUCAA
Messenger RNA from Branchiostoma belcheri (Belcher's lancelet), 2431 nucleotides. RefSeq names its product forkhead box protein H1-like. The transcript has 3 exons. Gene Ontology annotation, biological process: regulation of DNA-templated transcription. Bases 456 to 1955 code for a protein of 499 amino acids. The record is from RefSeq and is a predicted model, not a curated record. Gene Ontology annotation, molecular function: DNA-binding transcription factor activity; sequence-specific DNA binding. NCBI's taxonomy places the organism in Eukaryota, Metazoa, Chordata, Leptocardii, Amphioxiformes, Branchiostomatidae.